AUGAAGCUUCGCUGGCAGUCUUUCUUCUGCAUCCAAGUACUCUUUACCGUCUUUCUGCAUGCCUUGACCGUUCGUGCAAAUCCAAAUCUUCUUUCGGAACUAUCGCCAUGCGCCCUGACUUGUCUGGUGAAAACUGUACCGGAGGCAGAUUGCGAGCUGACCGAUAUAGCCUGCCAAUGUGCAAGUAAAAACCUCACGCGGCUGGCAACAGAAUGUAUGCUCGAAGAAUGUACCAUCGCCGAAUCACUAAAACUUGUGCAAAUCGAUGCAAUCCAAUGCGACUUGCCUCAUAAUAACCGCCACGCGGUAAUCGAGGUCUUUGCUAUCCUGACGCCUACUGUCACGUUUUUCAUGCUCUCCCUCCGUCUGCUGUCGAGACUCUGGACGAUAGGCCGUCUAUGGUGGGAUGACUGGUUCCACAUCGUUGCCGCAGCCUUCGUCAUUCCUCUUACAGUAUUUGCCUGCCUCUGUGCUAGUCAUGGCUUCGGAUAUCAUCUCUACGACAUCGAUUUCACUUCUGUCUCCCAAGCAUCGGACUUGCUGUUCUGGUUCUAUCUCUGCCAGAUCUUCUGGGGUCUUGGUAUCUUCUUCGUCAAGCUUUCCAUCCUAUGCCUUUAUUUGCGCGUCUUCCCAGACGCCAGGUUCCGUCUGGCUGUCUACAUCUCCAUGACGGCCCUAGCCAUCUCCGUCCUGACCCUCCUGGCAAUGACUGUCUGGCAGUGCGACCCGAUCGACACCCCGUGGACGCUCGACUACGCGCGCGCGCACUGCCUCAACAUUUCCAACAUUGCCUACGCCAAUGCAGCAGUCAACAUCGCAACCGAAGUAGUCAUUCUCAUCCUCCCCUUGCCUGUCUUGCACACCUUGCGCGUCACCGGACGAAAGAAAGCGGCUCUGUACGCAUUGUUCGGUGCCGGAUUGCUUGUCAUUGCUAUCGCCUCCGCCCGGAUUCCAACCCUCUCCCACAUCGCAACAUUCAACGACCCCACAUACAACAACGUCCCCGUGUAUGUGUGGACGUGCGCAGAGAUGACGGCCGUGCACGUCUGCGCCGCGGCCCCGGCCGUGCGUUCGCUCGUGAGUCGAGUCAAGAAUGAGGUUACAACAAGAACAGCAACGAAUCGGACGGGACAGGACUUUAGUCUGGACCCGUACGUGAAAAAGACUACCAUGAUUACCACCACGACUACCACUGCGACUACGUAUUCCUCGAACAAAGCAGCCACGGUUUCGACAACCGGGAGAAAUACAUAUGACGGUGCACGCCCGCCGAGUCCGUACUCUCCGUUUCAAAAACGGAGAUCGAGCGUUGAGAUGGAUGCAGAGCAACAGCAGGAGUACCACGAAAUGGAACUCCAAGAAUUUCAAACCUCAGCACAGCGGUUCCCGCACAGCUUGUUCGGCCUGGGCACAUGUAGUCUUGACGCCAUUUCGGAGCGGGCCGAAGGAAGGCAUAGUAUAGAGGAUGCAUCCUCGGAGGAAGACUGCGAGCAUGGACAGUCAUUUCUGGACGUUUGA
Penicilliopsis zonata CBS 506.65 is the source of this 1518-nucleotide messenger RNA. RefSeq lists its product as hypothetical. Bases 1 to 1518 code for a protein of 505 amino acids. The record is from RefSeq and is a predicted model, not a curated record. Lineage: Eukaryota; Fungi; Ascomycota; Eurotiomycetes; Eurotiales; Aspergillaceae. The transcript has 7 exons.